GGGCAAAAUCGGGUCAAUUUUGACUCGCCCCCGAAACCUUAUGUAAAAACGGUCUAAAAAUACGCCCAUUUAUAGGUUAGGUCAGCUAUUUCUAUUAAUAAGACAAUGGUGUAGUCACGUUUGCACGCUACUGCGACUAUGGCCCUGCUUGGCGCCCAAUUGGUCAUAACCCUGGUCAUGAUCAGCGUGAUCCAGAAACUAGGGCCCCACUUUUCCUUCGCCAGGUGGCUGCUGUGCUCCACGGGGCUCGUGAGGUACUUGUACCCCACGGAUGCCGAGCUGCGGCACCUGGCCAGCAUCCCCAAAGACAAGCUGAAGGGCAAAAAGGGGCCCAAGCCGACUAAUGGAAAGACGGAGACUUUUCAUGUUCCGAGGAGUCUCGACGUGCAGUUGGAGACAGCCAAAGUGACACGACUUGACGUUGUCCAUUUGAGAUACUAUACAGAAUAUCAGUGGUUGCUUGAUUUUACAGUCUAUGCGGUUAUUGUCUAUGUUGUGACGGAGGUGUACCAGACGUGGUUCCCGCUCAAAGAUGAGGUCAAUUUGAGCAUGAUGUGGUGCGGGUUGGUGCUCCUUUUCUCGGUGAAACUGCUCCUAUCCCUCACAGUACAGUACUUCAAGGGGGAGGAGUCGGUUGGUGAACGCUCCACGUGUAUUGUUAUGGGAUUCACCUAUUUAUUAAUCUCAAUGAUGGUCUUGAUUGUUGAUGAAAAUACUCUCGAGUUAGGUCUAGAAGAUGCGUAUAACAGUUUUAAUAAAAGUGCGUCCGCUUUUUUGACCACUCAAGGCCUAAAUUCGUCUGGACCGGCGUCUAAAAUCGUAUUGAAAUUUUUUAUUGCCUUGUGGUGUGGUAUUUUAGGAGCUUUAUUCACUUUUCCAGGAUUGAGAAUUGCAAAAAUGCAUUGGGAUUUGCUUAAAUAUUUCAGGGAGAGGAAAUUAAUUCAAAUUUUGUUAAACCUAAGUUUUGCGUUACCUUUUGUUUUGGUGAUUUUUUGGAUCAAACCAGUGGCUAGGACCUACCUCACAGUGCGGGUUUUUUCCGGAAUGAGCCAACCUUUGUUGACGACACACGCAUUUGAAACCCUCCGAAUCACCGCCAUAGUGUUUACAGUUUUGGUCAAGUUGGCACUGAUGCCAUGGUACCUACAAGCCUACUUAGACAUGGCAUACAACCGAACUGAAGAACAAAAGAAGGAAGCUGGCCGUAUCACAAAUAUCGAAUUUCAGAAAAAAAUCGCUGCCGUUUUUUACUACCUCUGCGUGGUAACCCUGCAGUACAUCACCCCCAUAAUCAUGUGCCUGUUUCUCUCCUUCAUGUACAAGACUUUGGGGGAAUUCACGUGGAGCGGUUUAUUCAAAGAACCAGCGAACGAAUGUCCGGUAAAUUCCCCAAAUACCAAAAGUAUCGAUCCGUUUGAGUCACAUGGUGACUCGAUCGCCCAAUCAGCGGCCGAGUUUCAUCUCGCUUUCGAGAAUUUGAAAUCGGUCUUUUCGGCCGAAGUGUUUCGGGGAAUUUUUGGUUUUUCGACUUGGUGGUGUUGUUUUGUUUAUUUCGCAACGACGUCGGUAGGGCUUGUCUACCAGACGUACUUUUCGACGAUUUGAUUGGUUUGUGAAUAAAUAAAAGGCGUGGCUAAAA
Messenger RNA from Tribolium castaneum (red flour beetle), 1639 nucleotides. It is a transcript of the gene emei, whose product is annotated as emei. Bases 139 to 1605 code for a protein of 488 amino acids. The transcript is spliced from 8 exons. NCBI's taxonomy places the organism in Eukaryota, Metazoa, Arthropoda, Insecta, Coleoptera, Tenebrionidae. The record is from RefSeq and is a predicted model, not a curated record.